This is a messenger RNA of Magallana angulata, 1497 nucleotides long. RefSeq lists its product as uncharacterized. Gene Ontology annotation, biological process: DNA integration; DNA recombination. Gene Ontology annotation, molecular function: DNA binding. Lineage: Eukaryota; Metazoa; Mollusca; Bivalvia; Ostreida; Ostreidae. Bases 180 to 1493 code for a protein of 437 amino acids. The transcript is spliced from 2 exons. The record is from RefSeq and is a predicted model, not a curated record.
UUAUACCCCUGUAAAACAGUUACUAUAUAACUCUAUACGAAAAAAAGUCCAGCAUUUUGACUGUUGGACUGGAACUGUUAGAUUGGAACUGUUAAAAUCGACUGUUAAAAAAGACUGUUGACUGGUGACGUCACAUUCCGCGAAAACGAGUUAUCUUUCCUGUCGUUUGGUAUACAAACAUGGCUGCCGCUGCUCGGUUUGGCGAAGCUUCAGAAGAGGAAAUAAGAUCAAUUUUGGAAAGUAGAGACAGUAAGAAUACCAAAAAUGUUGUAAAAACUGCAGAAAAUAUACUGAAUGAUUAUCUAUCAACGCUUGACCUGUCCCUACAUCUUUUAAAAGAUAAAUCAUGUGAAGAAAUCGUGGAAGUUCUCAGGAAGUUUUAUUGCGCUGCGAGGAAGAAAGACGGCUCCAUGUAUGCAAAAAAGUCGAUGAUUUCCAUAAGGUAUGGAUUACAGAAAUCGUUCGAAAAAUCGCACGAAGUUGACAUCAUUAACGACGCUAGAUUUAAACCAGCAAACGACGUUUUCUUCGCCGCCAUGGUCCAAAUAAAGAAGGAGGGUGUUGGAGAGGUGCAGCAUAAGGAAGUAAUAAGCGAACAAGACCUGGAAAUUUUGUACAAAAACGGUGUGUUUAGUUGUGACAGUCCUAAGUCCCUUCAACAGAAAGUUUUCUUUGAAAUAAUGUUGUACUUUUGCAACCGAGGAAGAGAAAAUCUUCGUGGAAUGAAAAAGAGUGACUAUGUAAUCCGGAAGGACCAUGACAGCAGGAGGUAUGUCGCAUGCACCACUGCAAAGCUAACAAAGAAUCAUAGAGGUCUGAAUUGUAAUGAUGAUGACCAGGAUGGAGGAAGGAUGUAUGAGCAACCCGGAAAUUCCAAUUGUCCAGUUAUGAGUUUUGAGAAGUAUAUCGCCAAGCUAAAUGCAGACUGCGACUCUCUAUGGCAACGUCCAAAGACAAGCAUUGAUGAUCAUUCACCUGUUUGGUAUGACAAUAUGGUUGUUGGAAAGAAUGUCUUAGGAAGUAUGAUGCAGAGGAUUAGCAAAGAUGCAGGACUUACAUGUGUGUAUACUAAUCAUUGCAUACGAGCCACCUGCAUAACCAUGCUGGAUGAAUGUGGCUACGAGUCUCGACACAUUAUUGGUAUUUCUAAACAUAAAUCAGAAAGCAGCUUAAAACAUUAUUCCUCCAAAUUAAGCAAUUCCAAAAAACGCAAUAUGUCAGAUGCCUUAACAACAAAAUUAUCCGUAUGCAAGUCCGCGCCAAUUCAACAUACACCCCUUCAACAAAUUGAGAACAAUUUAAUGCCAGAUUUAGCCUCAAAUGUGCAAGAACUCCAGGACAUUGUCGAUGUUGAUGACAGAGAUUUAGCUGCCAUUCUUGACAACCCCAUGUUUGGAAAUCUUCAUGAAACUGGAAUCAGCAUUCCUAAUGUUAAAACAGCUAAAUCUGUUUUUUCUUUCCAUGGCUGCAACAUUACAAUACACAAUAACUAAAUUG